CUUGCCUUUAUGCUCGUUAUCCUCUAAGUUGAACAGUCGCAGCAGUGGGUGAACGCAAGAAUCUUUCCACGAUGAAGUUUUAUCUAACGUUUUUCCUCAGUUUUUUUGCUCUUUCAUUUGGAGCAGACAUCGAAGAAGAAGAAAAUGUCUUAGUCUUGACCGAAGCUGUUUUCGAUCAAGCUGUAAGCGACAAUGAGCAUAUUCUUGUCGAAUUUUAUGCACCAUGGUGUGGACAUUGCAAAGCUCUUGCCCCAGAAUAUGCUAAAGCAGCGGCAAAACUCAAGGAAGAAGGCUCAGCCAUCAAGCUUGCAAAAGUUGACGCCACUAAAGAAACUAAACUAGGCGAAAAGUUCCAAGUCCAGGGAUAUCCUACCCUCAAGUUCUUCAGAUCAGGAAAACCGGUGGAAUACUCGGGUGGCCGCACAGAAGCUGAAAUCAUCACUUGGUUGAAAAAGAAAACUGGACCCCCAGCGGUAGAACUUAAAACUGCAGAUGAAGUUAAGGAUUUCAAAGAAAAGAGUGAUGUCGUUGUGGUUGGUUUCUAUACUGACAAAGAAUCUGAUGCUGCAAAGGCUUUCGUUGAGGCUGCUCAGGGUAUGGAUGACAUUCAGUUUGGAAUCGUACAUGAUGCCAAUCUUGCUAAGGAACACAGCGCAGUAGAAAAUCUGGUUCUCUUCAAGAAGUUUGAUGAAGGACGUGCUGACUAUGAUGGAGAGCACAAAUCUGAAGAAAUCAUCAAGUUUGUCAAAGGAAACCAACUGCCUCUUGUGACAGAAUUCAAUGAUGAGAACGCACCAAAGAUCUUCGGGGGAGAUAUCAAGAAGCAUGUCCUGCUCUUUGCAAGCAAGAAGGCUGAAGAUUUCCAGGCUAUCUAUGAUGCAUUUUCAGCAGCAGCUAAGGAAUUUAAAGGCCAAGUUCUCUUCGUGCUUGUUGAUACUGAUGUUGAAGACAAUAGCCGAAUCUCAGAAUUCUUUGGAAUUGAUGCUAAGGAAAUCCCUACUGUCCGGCUGAUCAACUUGGACGAGGAUGACAUGACUAAAUACAAGGCAGAAACCACUGAAAUUACCACUGAAAAUGUCAAGGCUUUUGUCUCCUCAGUUCUUGAUGGAUCACUCAAGCCUCAUUUACUCAGUCAAGAAAUCCCAGAGGAUUGGGAUGCCAAACCUGUCAAGGUCCUGGUAGGAAAGAACUUUGAUGAAGUAGUCAAAGACAAAACCAAGGCUGUUCUUGUAGAAUUCUAUGCCCCAUGGUGUGGUCAUUGCAAAAAAUUAGCUCCAAUCUGGGAUGAACUUGGAGAGAAGUUCAAAGACCGUGAUGAUAUUGUCAUUGCCAAGAUGGACUCCACUGCUAAUGAAGUAGAAAGUGUUAAGAUCCAAAGCUUUCCUACCCUUAAAUACUUCCCUAAAGAUAGUGAUGAGAUUGUAGAUUACAAGGGUGGCAGAACUCUUGAUGAUUUUGUCAAGUUUCUUGAAUCUGAUGGUAAGGAAAACCAAGAACCCACAGAAGGUGAAGAACCAGCCCCAGAAGAAGAAGGGGAGGGUGUUGAGGGCGAAGAGCCUGAGGGUGAAUCUGAAGAGGGUGAAUCUGAAGAGGGUGAAGGCACAGAGGAAGAAACUGAUGAAACAGAGGCAACUAAAGAUGAGCUGUAAACUAUCUCAUCUGGUUUUUAAAUUUGAACUGCUGGAGAAUGUAAUAAACUUUUUCCAAAAAAACAAAAUCAACUGUGGCAGACAGUUUGAAAAGGAAACUUCCAAACUAUUUGGAGCUAGUUUUUUUUUUUUAGCUCUGUACUACCUUAGUCUGACAGAAGAUAUUAAUAUUGUUCAAUGAUUUGUAAGAAAGUGUUUUCUUUGCAUAAGACUUUCCCACUGCAUGUUUCUGAUGAACCAGUUGGUUCAGGACUCCAGAAAAUUAAGCUUUUGUCACACUAAGAUUAGUUAAGAGGGUACAUUUUAGGAAAAAUCAUCUGUGAACCACAUCCCUCUGUAAGAUUCUUGUUUCUCUUUCUCAGGGUAAGAUUUUGUGGCCUCUGGUUAGGUAAUGUUAUAAACUCUUGUGUCUUUUCAAACAGGUUAUAGGUUUUCAAAGUUUUUUUUGAAAGUGUCAACAACUCACACUCAUAAUAUACCCUUCACUGGCACCUGGCUUAUAAAUUGUUUUAUUUUAUUUAUGGCAUUUAUUGGUGUGAAGGUUAAAUUUAACAGAAAAAGUGAAAAAAAGCUUUCAAUUGAAAAUUCUCAUUAAAGAAAGGCAUUUUGUGGUCUCUUAUA
Stylophora pistillata is the source of this 2270-nucleotide messenger RNA. RefSeq names its product protein disulfide-isomerase 2. NCBI's taxonomy places the organism in Eukaryota, Metazoa, Cnidaria, Anthozoa, Scleractinia, Pocilloporidae. Gene Ontology annotation, cellular component: endoplasmic reticulum. The record is from RefSeq and is a predicted model, not a curated record. Gene Ontology annotation, molecular function: protein disulfide isomerase activity. Gene Ontology annotation, biological process: protein folding; response to endoplasmic reticulum stress.